GUGUUGCGUAUGCAUGUAUAUAUAAACCGAUGGUGCAAAAUAUAUGGAUUAUCGGGUUGCUGUGAGUCUUCCGGGCUCUAUAUUAAGGAUUAUACUUAGGUGUAUGUAUGUGUGUGUGUGUGUGUGUGUGUGUGUGUAUAUAUAUGAAUGAUGUGUAUGUCAAAUGGUUAUGUGUGUAUUUUUCCCUGACAAUGGCAGAGAACAUAGUAGCUUGAUCUCAUGACAUCCUGCUUUUAAGAAUCCUGGCUUAAAACACAUCCCAACACAGUCUUCAUCCUUCAACCCUACCUCACCCCGUUACUUCCUUUUCUUGCCUAUUGAUCCAGGUUGGUAUAGCUGUGUGCCUGUCAUAGAAAACUUCAGUGGUGUUCGCUAAAGAUAGAUUGAAUUCUAUAUGAGAUUUCAGGAAAAUUGAGUUAUUUCUUCCAAGAGAUUUGUUUGAUAUCUCUGAAUCCUAUCCUAACCAUAGAUUCCCAGCAACCAUCCACAAAAUAUACCCUUCGUGAUUUUGCAGUAUCUUCGCCUGGCUUUUUAGAUCCUUGUUAUCUUCUGUUCUCAUCCUUUCUUCCUAGACACCCUUUUCCAUUUGUCCAUCAGGGUGGGGUUGGAAACUGAACCCCCCUCCAGUCUCUCCUUCAUUACUCCACCCUUUUUGUGGGUUUCCCAUGGCAGUGAAUUGGGGGUAGUGUGUUUUUGUUCCUGCCUCUCAUUUUAGGCCUCUCUGCCUAUGUAAACAGUUGCCAUUCCGGCUGGUGCGGGUGUGCUUCCCCCUCCUUUCCUCUGUAUCCAGCACAGCACAAUUACCGGGGCAGCCAUAUUGAGAUGAUGAGCUGACAGUCCUCCUCGGCUUCGCCAGGGACGGGGCCGAAGGAUGAGAACGAAUGAUUUGGAAUUGGUUGUUUGGUGCAGUUGCUUGCUGAAAUUCAGGAAGGUAACCCUAGAAGAGGGAGGAAACCACUGUGGAAGUCUCUGGUACCUAGUUUCUGGAGUACGCACAAGAAGCUGCCAAAAUGUCAGGCGCUUCUGUCAAGGUGGCCGUCCGGGUUCGACCCUUCAACUCCCGAGAAACCGGCAAGGAGUCCAAAUGCAUCAUCCAAAUGCAAGGCAACUCAACCAGUAUUCUCAACCCAAAGAACCCUAAGGAACCACCAAAAUCCUUCAGCUUCGACUACUCCUAUUGGUCCCAUACCUCGUCUGAUGACCCUUGCUUUGCAUCCCAGAGCCAAGUGUACAAUGAUAUUGGGAAGGAGAUGUUGCAGCAUGCCUUUGAGGGCUACAAUGUGUGUAUCUUUGCUUACGGCCAAACUGGAGCUGGGAAAUCCUAUACUAUGAUGGGGAAGCAGGAGGAGAACCAGGCCGGCAUCAUCCCACAGCUCUGCGAGGAGCUGUUUGAGAAGAUCAAUGACAACAGCAACGCGGAAAUGUCUUACUCAGUGGAGGUCAGUUAUAUGGAAAUCUACUGCGAGCGAGUCCGAGAUUUGCUGAAUCCGAAGAACAAGGGGAACUUGCGUGUCCGAGAGCACCCUCUCCUCGGACCCUAUGUGGAGGAUCUCUCUAAACUCGCUGUCACUUCUUACACUGACAUUGCGGAUCUCAUGGACGCCGGGAACAAGGCGAGGACGGUGGCGGCGACCAACAUGAACGAAACCAGCAGCCGUUCUCAUGCUGUGUUCACGAUUGUGUUCACGCAAAAGAAACACGAUCCCGAAACCGACCUUUCCACUGAGAAGGUGAGCAAGAUCAGCCUUGUGGAUCUGGCAGGGAGCGAAAGGGCCGACUCGACUGGUGCCAAAGGGACCCGAUUGAAGGAAGGAGCAAAUAUCAACAAGUCCCUCACCACCCUGGGAAAAGUCAUUUCCGCCUUGGCAGAAGUGGAUAAUUGCACCAGCAAGAGUAAGAAGAAAAAGAAGACUGACUUUAUUCCAUACAGGGAUUCUGUACUGACCUGGCUGCUUCGGGAAAACCUAGGUGGCAAUUCAAGGACUGCAAUGGUGGCUGCUCUGAGUCCAGCGGACAUAAACUAUGAUGAAACUUUAAGCACUUUAAGAUAUGCCGACCGGGCAAAGCAGAUCAAAUGCAAUGCUGUUAUCAAUGAGGAUCCCAAUGCCAAAUUAGUGCGGGAGCUGAAGGAGGAAGUCACCCGACUCAAGGACCUACUCCGCGCUCAAGGGCUUGGCGAUAUUAUUGACAUUGACCCCUUCGAAGAUUUCCCUGGAAGUGGAGGCAAAUAUCUGAAAGAUUUCCAGAACAAUAAGCACAGAUACUUGCUAGCCUCCGAGAAUCAACGUCCUGGCCAUUUUUCCACAGCAUCCAUGGGCUCCCUCACCACGUCCCCAUCUUCCUGCUCUCUCAAUAGUCAGGUGGGCUUGACGUCUGUCUCCAGUAUCCAAGAACGGAUCAUGUCCACUCCCGGAGGAGAGGAAGCCAUCGAACGCUUGAAGGAAUCUGAGAAAAUCAUUGCGGAGCUGAAUGAGACAUGGGAGGAGAAACUGCGCAAGACGGAGGCCAUUAGGAUGGAGAGAGAAGCCUUGCUGGCCGAGAUGGGAGUUGCCAUACGAGAAGAUGGAGGAACGCUAGGCGUCUUCUCACCUAAAAAGACCCCUCAUCUUGUAAACCUCAAUGAAGACCCCCUCAUGUCGGAGUGCCUCCUUUACUACAUCAAAGAUGGUAUAACCAGGGUAGGCCAGGCUGAUGCAGAACGGCGUCAAGACAUCGUGCUGAGUGGGGCCCACAUUAAGGAAGAGCACUGCAUAUUCCGGAGCGAGAGGAACAAUAAUGGCAAUGUUAUCGUUACGCUGGAGCCGUGCGAACGAUCAGAAACCUACGUCAAUGGCAAGAGGGUGGUGCAGCCAGUUCAGCUACGCUCAGGAAAUCGUAUUAUUAUGGGCAAAAACCACGUCUUCCGUUUCAACCACCCUGAACAAGCUCGGGCCGAAAGGGAGAAGACUCCGUCUGCGGAGACUCCGUCGGAGCCAGUGGACUGGACUUUUGCCCAGAGGGAAUUACUGGAGAAACAAGGGAUUGACAUGAAGCAAGAAAUGGAAAAACGACUUCAAGAAAUGGAGAUUCUGUACAAGAAGGAAAAAGAAGAAGCAGAUCUCUUACUGGAGCAACAGAGACUGGAUUACGAGAGUAAGCUCCAGGCCUUGCAGAAGCAGGUGGAGACUCGGUCUUUGGCUGCUGAGACCACAGAGGAAGAGGAGGAGGAAGAAGAGGAAGAGGUACCCUGGACUCAGCACGAGUACGAACUUGCCCAAUGGGCUUUCCGGAAAUGGAAGUUUCACCAGUUCACCUCCUUACGGGAUCAACUGUGGGGCAAUGCGGUCUACCUGAAGGAAGGCAACGCCAUCAGCGUAGAGCUGAAAAAGAAGGUCCAGUUCCAGUUUGUCCUGCUGACGGACACACUCUACUCCCCGUUGCCUCCGGAGCUCCUGCCGCCCGAGACAGAGAAGACUCGAAAUGACCGCCGGCCCUUCCCUCGGACAGUUGUAGCCGUGGAAGUCCAGGACCUGAAGAAUGGAGCCACUCAUUACUGGUCUCUGGAGAAGCUCAAACAGCGGUUGGAGUUGAUGCGGGAGAUGUAUGACCGAGCCGGAGAAAUGGCCUCCAGCGCCUCCGAGGAUGGCGAGAGCACCAUGACGGGCAGCGACCCCUUCUACGACCGUUUCCACUGGUUCAAGCUAGUUGGGAGCUCCCCCAUUUUCCACGGCUGCGUCAACGAGCGCCUGGCGGACCGCACGCCGUCCCCCACCUUCUCCACGGCCGACUCCGACAUCACCGAACUGGCCGACGAGCAGCAGGACGAGAUGGAGGACUUUGACGACGAGGCCUUUGUGGACGACACGGGCUCUGACGCUGGGACCGAGGAGGGGUCGGACCUCUUCAACGAUGGGCACGACCCGUUUUACGACCGGUCCCCUUGGUUCAUUUUAGUGGGAAGGGCCUUUGUGUACUUGAGCAACCUCCUUUAUCCCGUGCCACUCAUCCAUCGAGUGGCCGUGGUCAGCGAGAAAGGAGAAGUGCGUGGAUUUCUCCGUGUCGCCGUCCAAGCCAUUGCCGCUGACGAGGAAGCCCCUGACUAUGGAUCUGGCGUCCGGCAGUCUGGAACGGCCAAGAUCUCUUUCGAUAACGAGUAUUUUAAUAAGAGUAACUUCUCCUCCGUUGCGAUGACCCAUUCUGGAUUGUCAUUGGAGGAACUGAGAAUCGUGGAAGGACAGGGGCAGAGCUCGGAAGUCAUCACGCCUCCUGAAGAAAUCAAUCCAAUGACUGACUUGGACCUCAAGUCUGGCACCUUGAUGGAUGGCAAGACAGCCCUGGAAGGCUUCACCGAAGAGGUUGGAGACCACCUGAAGCUGGGCAGCGUCUUCACAUUCCGUGUGACUGUGCUCCAAGCCAGUGGGAUCCUUCCGGAAUAUGCAGACAUCUUCUGCCAGUUCAACUUUCUGCAUAGACAUGAUGAAGCAUUCUCUACGGAACCCCUCAAAAACAACGGCCGUGGGACACCUCUGGGUUUCUAUCAUGUCCAGAAUAUUUCUGUGGAAGUGACAGAAUCGUUCGUGGAAUACAUUAAGACAAAGCCUAUAGUGUUUGAAGUCUUUGGGCACUAUCAGCAACAUCCGCUCCAUCUUCAAGGACAGGAUCUCAACAGCCCUCCGCAGCCUUCUCGGCGAUACUUCCCUCCUCCCAUGCCGCUCUCAAAGCCAGUUCCAGCGACCAAGCUGAACACGUUAAGCAAGCACAGCUUAGGGCAGAGCGUGACCAAAUACGACCUUCUGGUUUGGUUUGAGAUCAGUGAAUUGGAGCCAACUGGGGAAUACAUUCCGGCUAUAGUUGACCACACCAGUGGUUUGCCUUGCCAAGGAACGUUCCUGCUUCAUCAGGGAAUACAGCGCAGGAUCACCGUCACAAUUAUCCACGAGAAAGGAAACGAGCUGCACUGGAAAGAUGUGAGAGAGCUGGUGGUUGGGCGCAUCAGAAACAAAGCAGAAGUGGAUGAAGGCGCCGUGGAUGCCAUCUUGUCUCUGAAUAUCAUCUCUGCGAAAUACCUGAGGAUUUCACACAGCUCUAACAGGACGUUCUACCGCUUCGAGGCCGUCUGGGACAGCUCCCUCCACAACUCCCUUCUCCUGAACCGGGUGACCCCUUACGGCGAGAAGAUCUACAUGACCCUCUCGGCUUAUCUCGAGCUGGACCACUGCAUCCAGCCGGCGGUGAUCACCAAGGACAUCUGCAUGGUCUUCUACUCGCGAGACGCCAAGAUCUCGCCCCCUCGCUCCCUGCGCAGCCUCUUCGGCAGCGGUUACUCCAAAUCCCCAGAUUCCAACCGCAUAACUGGCAUCUAUGAGCUGAGCUUGUGCAAAAUGUCAGAUACGGGGAGCCCAGGGAUGCAGAGGCGAAGGAGAAAAGUCUUGGACACUUCCGUGGCCUACGUCCGGGGAGAGGAGAACCUGGCGGGCUGGAGGCCCCGAGGGGACAGCCUCAUUCUGGAGCACCAGUGGGAACUGGAAAAACUGGAGCUACUCCAUGAGGUCGAGAAGACUCGCCACUUCUUGCUGCUGCGCGAGAAGCUCGGGGACAGCCUCCCCAAGUCCUUGAGUGACUCACUGUCCCCGAGCCUCAGCAGCGGGACCCUCAGCACCUCCACCAGCAUCUCCUCCCAGAUCUCCUCCACCACCUUUGAGAGCGCCAUCACGCCCAGUGAGAGCAGCGGCUACGACUCGACGGACAUCGAGAGCCUGGUGGAUCGAGAGAAAGAGUUGGCCACCAAGUGCCUGCAGCUUCUUACUCACACGUUCAACCGUGACUAUAACCAGGUCUACAACAGCAUCAGUGAUUGUAAGCUCUCUGAUAUCUCUCCCAUCGGGAGGGACCCAUCGGUGUCCAGUUUCAGCAGCGCCACCCUCACGCCCUCCUCGACCUGCCCCUCGUUGGCGGAUUCCAGGUGCAACUCUGUGGAUCAGAAGACCCCUGAAGCAAAUUCCCGCACUUCUAGUCCUGGUCCGGAAGGAGAGCCGUUCCAGUUGAUGCCACCGGUUGAAGCCUCUUAUUUGGCCAGGGCCGGCAAAAACGAGUUCCUGAACCUGGUUCCUGACAUUGAGGAAAUCCGACCUGGCUCCGUGGUCUCCAAGAAAGGCUACUUGCACUUCAAGGAGCCCCUCUCUCCGUCGUGGGCCAAGCACUUUGUGGUGGUCCGCCGCCCCUACGUUUUCAUCUACAACAGUGACAAGGACCCCGUGGAAAGAGGGAUCAUCAACCUCUCCACCGCUCAGGUGGAGUACAGCGAGGACCAGCAGGCCAUGGUGAAGACACCCAACACCUUUGCCGUGUGUACCAGACACCGAGGAGUCCUCCUCCAAGCCAUCAAUGACAAAGACAUGAACGACUGGCUCUACGCCUUCAACCCGCUUCUCGCCGGCACGAUACGGUCCAAAUUGGCCCGAAGGCGCUCAGGACCGCUGAAGUACUGAGUCCACUUUUGGGGCUUUCCCUCUCUAUUUUCCUGCCCCUUCUAACACGCCAUCUGAUAUAGAUAAAAGUGUUACCUCUCA
This is a messenger RNA of Anolis carolinensis (green anole), 6548 nucleotides long. It is a transcript of the gene kif1b, whose product is annotated as kinesin family member 1B. Gene Ontology annotation, molecular function: microtubule motor activity; microtubule binding; ATP binding. NCBI's taxonomy places the organism in Eukaryota, Metazoa, Chordata, Lepidosauria, Squamata, Anolidae. Bases 1011 to 6467 code for a protein of 1818 amino acids. The record is from RefSeq and is a predicted model, not a curated record. Gene Ontology annotation, biological process: microtubule-based movement. The transcript has 49 exons.